Piliocolobus tephrosceles (Ugandan red Colobus) is the source of this 1176-nucleotide messenger RNA. RefSeq names its product collagen alpha-1(II) chain-like. Lineage: Eukaryota; Metazoa; Chordata; Mammalia; Primates; Cercopithecidae. Bases 1 to 888 code for a protein of 295 amino acids. The record is from RefSeq and is a predicted model, not a curated record. The transcript is spliced from 2 exons.
AUGGCGCCACGCUGCCUCGUAUUUGCUCUCCCGCCGGCCCCGCCAGCCCCUGGCCUCGUUGUGGGACCUGGCGCGCACCCCACGUCGCCCUCUGGCGACACUCACGCCCCUGGGCCGCUUCGCGGAGAACCGCGAAGCCGGAGAGCCUUCGAACAGACGGCGGCCUCGACGGCGAGUACAGCGUGCCGGCGCGGCGUCACCGGGCACCGCCUCCUGGCCGCUGGGGAGGGAGGGCAGGGCCGCCGGGGCGCGGCGCCGCGCCGCGCCGCCCCCUGGGGGCCGGAGGACGGAGCCACAGCCCGCGCAGGUCUCGACGGGGCACAGGCCCGGCCCGCGGGGAAGACGAGGUGCGGGCUUCCGCAGCAGCCCCCGCUGGCCGCGGUCCUCUCCCCGGACCCGGACGGCCCGCCAGCCCCGUCCCGCCGCACCUCCGGGCCCCGUAGACCGCUCGCCCCACCCUCGGCGUCGCAGUGCGUGGGUCGGGGCAGCGACCAACGGCCGGCAGCACCACCGUGCCCACUUCCCGGGCCUGGCGAGGACGCCGGAAGCGCUGUCCCGCCAGGAAGGCCGCGUGGGUGCGCAAGGUAUCCAGCACAGGGCCUGGCACAGAAUAAAUGCUUUGGGGCGCUUGACACUCAUCACACUACCCCUGCCCUCCUGAGGCUCCACAUCUAUGUAUCAGAUGGAAACCAGAGUCACAAAUGGAGACAGAUUCAGAGACUCAGCCUGAAAGGAGACAGAAGAGGCAGAGAGCUACAGGUUGCAUGGCCCCAGGAUGGCAAAGGUACGGAUAGAAAUGAGGACACACUGAGGCCUAGUGGGGAAUAUUGGGGAGCUGGGCCUGAAGCCAGCCAGGGGUGGCUGACCACAGCAGGCUUUGUGGGCUGAGCUUGCAGGACUGAGCAGUGACUCAUGGGGCCCAUCUCUGUGGCUCUCCUGGCAGCAGAAUCAACUCACAGCAGCCUUUUCCACUGAGAUCAUAAAAUGGGAAUGGGCCUCCCUCCCCUGACCCUUCCCCAACUCUCCCGCAGCCUCCUAUUUCUUGCUGACAUGACUCAAUCAAAAAUUAAAUGGGCCGGGCACAGUGGCUCAUGCCACAAAAUCCCAGCACUUUGGGAGGCCAAGUCAGGCAGAUCACCUGAGAUCGGGAGUUCCAGACUAGUUUGGCCAACAUGG